Messenger RNA from Panthera uncia (snow leopard), 5014 nucleotides. It is a transcript of the gene RPAP2, whose product is annotated as RNA polymerase II associated protein 2. Gene Ontology annotation, cellular component: nucleus; cytoplasm. Gene Ontology annotation, molecular function: RNA polymerase II CTD heptapeptide repeat phosphatase activity; RNA polymerase core enzyme binding. Bases 202 to 2037 code for a protein of 611 amino acids. NCBI's taxonomy places the organism in Eukaryota, Metazoa, Chordata, Mammalia, Carnivora, Felidae. The transcript is spliced from 12 exons. The record is from RefSeq and is a predicted model, not a curated record.
GGGCCGUCCCAGACUUCCAGGUGCGUCCACUUACCGGCUGGGCCUCUGGCCACUCUCAUCACCCUCCUUCACUUCCUCCGGCCGCCCAGGCCUCUCUGCCGGCCCCGCCCCGCCCCGGCCGGCCCCGCCCAGCGCUACGCGAGGGGAGGCGGAGCUUCGGGAGACGCCAGCUCCCAGUGUGACCCUCUGACGACGCUACCCAUGGCUGACUCGGCUGGGCCGCUCUCCGCCCGCCUCAAGGCCCGGACUCCCCGCGCUUCUCGAAACGCCACAGGUGCUAAACAGACAAAUGCCUUAAAACAAGAAGAUACUUCUAAAAGGAAAGCAGAACUAGAAGCAGCUGUGAGAAAGAAGAUUGAAUUUGAGAGAAAAGCUCUACAUAUUGUUGAACAGCUUUUAGAAGAGGAUAUUACAGAAGAAUUCCUAAGGGAGUGUGGGAAGUUCAUCACACCUGCUCACUACAGCGAUGUCGUGGAUGAGCGUUCUAUUAUCAAGCUCUGCGGUUAUCCUUUAUGUCAGAAAAAACUAGGAAUUGUACCAAAACAGAAGUAUAAGAUUUCUACCAAAACCAAUAAAGUCUAUGAUAUUACUGAAAGAAAGUGUUUUUGCAGCAAUUUUUGUUACAAAGCAUCUAAGUUUUUUGAAGCACAAAUUCCUAAAACUCCAGUAUGGGUUCGAGAAGAGGAAAGGGAUCCUGAUUUUCAACUGCUACAGGAAGGACAAAGUGGCCAUUCUGGAAAGGAAGUACAGCUAUGCACUAAGGCCAUUAAAACAUCAGAUAUUGACAAUCCUGGACAUUUUGAGAAGCAUUAUGAAUCUAGUUCUUCUAGCACUCAUAGUGACAGUAACAGUGACAAUGAGCAAGACUUUGUUUCCUCCAUUCUACCAGGAAACAGACUGGUAGAUGCAAUGGGUGUAAGUCCAAAGCUGCACAAAAAAAGCAUAAUGAAAAAGAAAGCUGGCCAUAAAGCUAACUCCAAGCAUGAAGACAAAGAACAGACAGUAAUAGAUGUCUCUGAGCAGCUAGGCAAUUGCACAUUAGAUAGUCAGGAGAAAGCUGCUGCUUGUGAACUUCCUUCACAGAAAGUAAGUACUCAGAUUUCUCCAAAUAGUCCUUUGCAAGAAAAAGUAGAAGUUUCAGAAAAUUCUGAAAAUAAAUACAGUAGUUCAAAAGUAACUCUAGUAGGUAUAAGUAAGAAAAGUGCUGAGCAUUUUAAGAGAAAGUUUGCCAAAUCAAACCAGGUUUCUAGAUCAGCAUCUAAUUCAGUGCAGAUGUGCCCUGAAGUUGCAAAGGCAAACUUACUUAAAGUCCUGAAGGAGACUUUGAUUGAGUGGAAGACAGAAGAAACUUUGAGGUUUUUGUAUGGCCAGAAUUAUGCUUCUUUGUGUCUGAAACUCUCUUCAGCCCCUCUGGUUAAAGAAGAAGAACUUGAUGAAGAUGACAUAGACUGUGACCUAGACAGACAUUCUCCUUCCCUGCAGGGAUCUCAGAAUAGCUUGGAUGAGUCUUUACCUUUUAGGACUUCAGAUACAGCCAGUAAACCACUACCAAGUUAUGAGAAUUUGAAAAAAGAAACUGAAACCUUAAAUCUAAGGAUAAGGGAGUUUUAUAGAGGACGAUAUGUUUUGAAUGAAGAAACUACCAAAUCACAAGACUCAGAAGAGCAAGAUCCCACCUUUCCGCUGAUAGAUUCAAGUUCUCAGAACCAGAUUAGAAAACGCAUCGUACUUGAAAAGUUGAGUAAAAUAGUGCCUGGACUUUUGGGGCCUCUUCAGAUCACAUUAGGAGAUAUUUAUGCACAGCUUAAAAAUCUCGUUCGAACUUUCAGGUUAACAAAUAGAAAUAUUAUACACAAACCUGCAGAGUGGACCUUAAUUGCUGUGGUGUUGUUGUCAUUUUCACCAUUUUGGGAAAGGCAUUUUGUCAUUGGGGGAAGAAAAAGCAGGCUUGAGGACCAGCAUUGGAUAAAGAAUCUUAAACACAGUGAAAAAUUUGGAGACUUUAGUACCCAAAGAGACAUGCACAUAAACAGGUAAAGGAAGUAACAUACUCACGCAUCUGUGGACCAGUAACCCCACCACUCAGCCUUUUAAUUUAUUGUUGCUAAAAUUGAUAAUAGGCAUACAUGGGAUUUUCUUUUUUUUUUUAAGUCUAUGAUUUGGAAAACCUUUGCAUCUAUUCUCAAAUUUCCAAUGGAACUUGUUUAGUCGUUGCUUGCAGAUAUUUCUGGAAUUCAUGUUAAAAGUGAACUCCUUACAAAUCCUUAUAGCUAGGAAAAAGAUUCUGAAUGGCAGUUGUAGUCACUGAAGAUGAGUGUAAUAAGAUAGUAUGUUAAUUAUUAUAACAAUAGUACUAUUCUUUGUAUACUAACAUUGCAAGGUUUUGUUACUCAAUAGCACUUGUUUAAUGAAUGAAAGCUGCUUCAAAAUUUUUCUUGAAAACCACUUUAAAAAGUAUACAUUUUAUUAGUAUGUUGCUGUGCUGGCUCCAGUCUAACUCUUGCAGAGGGGGAAAAAUCAAUAUUUUAGGCAAAACAUGAUAGUCCAGAAGAAAGAAAGAAGGCUGGUUCUUGAAUUUUUACAUCUGUAUGCUUAAAUGAGAUGUUUUUGUGUCAAAUCAUAUUUUCCUGGUAACUUCCCUUGCACUUUCACAGGUGUAUUAACAUUUUAAAAAUUUGAGGGGCACCUGGUGACUCAGUUGGCUAAGCGUCCAACUCUUGAUUUCAGCUCAAGUCAUGGUUUAGUGAGUUCGAGCCACACAUCGAGCUCUUGCUGACACCUUGGUGCCUGCUUGGGAUUCUCUCAUAACAAAUAAACUUAAAAAAAAUUGGAACCACAACAUGCAAUUUGUCAGUGUAUACUGAUGGGAAUUUUAUACCAAUAUAAUCUCAGGAAGAAAUUGAUCAAAUUGAGUUGUACACUUCAUCUUUGCACACUUAGUGAAAUACACCUAUCUAUAAAAAUAAAUCAUGACCUAUUGCCAUUUCAUUUAGAUUUUUCACAAAUUCCAUACGACUUGAAUAGCCACUGUGACUGCAACAUUUAUGGAUAUAUAUAUUUUGUACUCAGACCUUAAGUAGUUACCAAGAGCACACAGAAAGACUUUUUAAAUCAGAGCUUAAACAGAAUACACUUACUUAACAGUGAAGAAAUUAAUUUCCCUUUAGUCCUUUCUUAUUUCUUUAAUAAAUGUUAUAAUUAACAAAGAUUCUCAAGAACUCCUUACAUAAAACAUCUGUAAUACUGAAAAUUGACCCAGUUCUUUUUUUGUUGUUGUUUGUUUUUAAUAACUCAUUAGAAAUAUGGUAAAGUAACCUGGUAAUUGGUGUUGUGCUUAAGCACUUACAGUAAUUUUUUAUCUUAGCUGAACUUUAUCAGACUUUACUCUUAUAUACUGUAUAUUGAAACAAUACAAAGUUGAAUCUGCUUUUGCCACAAAAAUAAUGCUGUAACAUUAGACUUUUUCCACAGUCUCAGUGCAUGAUUUUUCAUAAAGAUGUGUAUAAAUAGAUAGAUAGAUAGUCUGCUAUAAAUAUUUUAGUGCCUAUAUACAGUGUAAAGCUAGUUAAUGAAUUUAUAUAAUUUGAUGUGUUUGCCAAAUUAGCAAGCAUAAAAAUUAAUGACAUUAAAGUGCAUUUUGUGAUGCCUCCUCAUAGUGAUAUCAUAUUUGUUUUUAUAUUCCUCAUAAUUCUCAUCCUACUCUUAAUACAGGAAAAAACAGAAACUGUAGGAUCGCUUUGCAUCAUGGUCUCAGUACUCAGGAUAUUCUCCUUGAGAAUAUUUUGACUGGUAUUUUGUGAGAAGAUUUUAUAGCCAUAGGACACCCCCAUCAGCUUGAUCCCUUCUCUCCUUUUUCUCUUCCUUUUGCUCUUAGUCUUCCCAAGUCAUCUUUGACUUCUCAUUAUACUUCAGCCUGUAACACAAGAGGGGACUGUGCAAAUGUUGACUUAAAGCUGAGAAAUAGAGAGAAAGGUCCAGACUAGCAGCCAAAGAGAAGCCAGAUAGAAGUCUAUGGAGAAGCAAAUUAACUGGCCUGACUUACUUUAUGUACAGCCCACAUGUGAGAAAUGAGAAUCAGUUUCCUCAGUGUCCUUUUGUAUUUAAAAUACUACUUUUCCACCCAAGUUAACCUUUGUAAGUAGCCACUACUUUGCAUUAUGAUAAUCUGAGGUUAAUUGUAGCAUAGGAGUCAGGUGUCUUUUAGUGCGUAGCCAGUUAGGGGGUAUAUGUUAUGGUCCAUGGGAAUGAUUUGGUUAUCUAAUGAAGGAGAUGAAUACUUUUUAUUACCUAGAAAGAAGAGAAGGUAGAGAGUGACUUCUGGUAAUCUAACAUGGAUACAUGCUCUUCCUAGUUUUAUGCCCUUGAUGUUCUCUAAUGGAAAGCUUUCAAGAUCAUCUCCAAAAAUGUCUGCUUUCAUUUUAUUUAUCUGAACUGUCUGUUUCCAGUGAACUAUGGCCCACUUCCUAGGCAGAGACCAUGCAAUAGUAUAUUCCUCCUAAAAGCUUUCGGUAUUCCUAUCGUUAAGGGAGUAGCAUGUAAGUCCUGAGAAAUGGUAUUUAAACAAGCUCAACUUGACCAUGAUCACUAAACAAAAGCCUUCGCUGGAUAUGGGCAGCCACUUUAGGUAAUCAUCAUACACAUAGACACUCAGGAGAGUCACUUCCCUAGGGUACCAGGCAUGAAUAGAAAGAUGUGACUAAGGCUUUUUGCCUCAGCAGAUUUUUUUUUUUUUUUUUAGCCUACCCAUCACUAAUUUCCUUAGAGAAGUUUGUGAGCAUACCAUGAAAAAUGAAGACAUAGUUCCUUAGAAACUUUUUGGUUCUCAGAAGUAUUCUAAGGCCUUUCUUCUAACAUUUGGUUCUAAGUAGUUAAGACCAUAUAGUGGAAGAUCAUUGAAAUAACUUUUUUUUCCAUAUAAUUAUGGAAUUUUUUAUAUUUAACUGAAUUUUUAUCAAGAUAUAAUUCAUAUAACAUAAAACUCACUAUUUUAUAGUGUACCAUUCUCUGGGUUUUA